Myxocyprinus asiaticus (Chinese sucker) is the source of this 11813-nucleotide messenger RNA. Its product is annotated as protein shisa-9-like. Gene Ontology annotation, cellular component: postsynaptic density; AMPA glutamate receptor complex; postsynaptic membrane. The transcript is spliced from 5 exons. The coding region runs from base 889 to 2133 and encodes 414 amino acids. The record is from RefSeq and is a predicted model, not a curated record. Gene Ontology annotation, biological process: regulation of AMPA receptor activity; regulation of short-term neuronal synaptic plasticity. Lineage: Eukaryota; Metazoa; Chordata; Actinopteri; Cypriniformes; Catostomidae.
CACAGCAUCCCUGGAACACGGAAUCUGGCGGGCUAGGAAGCGCAGAGACGGGAAUGCAUUGGGACGAAAAAAAGAGGGGAAUAAAUAUUACCUUCCAUCUGUUGGUCUUCCUCACUCAUCUGUCAUCCACUCUCCCUUUUUAUUCUGAGGAAAACUACUUCAGAGCCUCCAGUGAAAACACAUACAUAUAGAGAUAUAUCUAUAACAAUCCUAUACAUAUAUCAAUAUACAGUAUGCCUGUUUUCAUAAACAGCGUGUGGGGGACAGGACUACGCAGAAGGAAGACACCUUGACUGUGAAAACAAUAGCAGCAGGAAGACAAAAGAGGAACCGCAGACAUUUCUCUGAGAGAACAGAACAGUGGAAAGUAUUGACAAUGACUUGUGGAAUAUCUUUGAACUGUAACGUGAGGCGUCUAUUUCUCGCUGGCAUAAAGCAAUGCUUGGUGGGACAAAGAUCAUGGAUACGGCUUGAUUCUAACCUCAUCAUGAUUACUUCAGGGGUCUGAAUUGGACAAAUCUUUUUGCUGGAUAUUUCUUGGACAACAGUUUGUCUCAGGGUGGGAUCCUCAAAUCUGGAGUCCUUCCAAAGGGGAGGAAUCUCAUUCACUCUCACUCUCUUCCUGUAGUGAUGACAUUGGCGAGUGUGUUGUGUGCAUAAGUGGUAUGGAAAGCUUUCCGUAUUGCUGUCUCUCUCUGUCCCUGAUGAGGGCUGUUUUUCCUGUAUCAGCUUGCCAUUCCCGGACAACAAGUCAGCAUUAAACUAACUCUAAACUUUGAGGUAGAACUCUUCACUCAGCAAACUUGCUAAACUAAACUCCAUUGGUUUAUUACUCCCUAGUGGCCGUGUUGUUGUCUGUACGCAUUUAGGGAUUACUAAAACCGGAUCAUGCCUGCGUCUCACCUGUUUUUGAAUGCAUUUUUUAUUGCUAUUCUGCUCUUGAGUGGCAUUUCUUACAGUCAGAAACCCAACAUCGCAAAUACAGACAUGCAGGCGAACAAUCGGACGGUUGCGCCAUCUGGCGCCCCGGAGGUCACUCUAGCAACCCCAGGGUCAGACGCAGACGACCGUACUCCAUCGGCUGGGAGUCGUUGUUGGGGUUACUUUGAUGUGAUGGGCCAAUGGGAUCCGCCGUUUAAUUGUAACGCGGGAAUUUACCUGUUCUGCUGUGGUUCCUGUUACUAUCGAUUCUGUUGUCAGUUCAAGGUUCACAGCCUGGACCAAACAUCUUGUUCCAACUACGACACACCAGUGUGGGCCAAUACGGGCAAGCCGGCGGCUCCGGUAACGGAUGUACAGGAGGAACCGGACCGGGAUCGUACUCACAUGAUUGUGUAUAUAAUCUGUGGAGUGGUGGCCAUCAUGGUUCUGGUCGGGAUCUUUACCAAACUGGGCCUGGAAAAGAGUCAAGGAGGACAGACAGACAUGACCAACUCCAGGGCCCUGACAGAACUGCUGAAACAGCCAGGUGAAGUUGGGGGCAUGGACAGAGGAGGAGGUCACCAACCUAUCAGAUCCAACGGCAUCUCUGGAAGAUCGAUGCGCACCAGUAACGAGCAUAACCACCUGAAUAACGCCACACUUCCUCCUUUGACUCCCACAAUGGCCCUGUCCCAGCCCCACAACAAUCUGGGCUUCAAUAAAUACACCUCUAUCAAGGCCAUGGAAACAACAGCUAGAAACUACUACCCCAAGAGCUACCCCAUGAUGGACUACACACACCGUCAAUCCUCACCUGCAACAUUCCAACCCAUUGCUUUUCACCACAAAGACAAACAUUUCCUACCCCCUCCAGACAUCCAUACUCCUUUGGCCAUCACCAUCACAUCGGCCCAAGUCCCCAAGCACAAGAUCUCCAAGACCAACACUCACCCCCUCACAACCAGCUCGGCAUUUAAAGCCUGGGAUCCCAGUAAGAGCCACAUCCAACACCAGGUCCCUCUUAUGGCCCAGCAACAACUACCAGUGUCCCAACCUAACAGUCGGCACCAGGCCUUCUCCUCCAAGCGGCAGUUUAGCAUUGAGACACUUCCGGAAUUGUUCUCCCAGCCCCUAGGGUACGGACAGUCUCCACACAUCCACCCCAAACACAAAGGACUGCCCACGAACAGCAAGACUGAAGUCACGGUGUGAGGGGGAUGGGGGGGUCGGGAGUGGCCUGGAAAGAUGGACAAAAAGAGAUCAUGAAGAAAGAGAACACAGAUUAGCAUGACUGUGAUUAGACUGGAUGUGAAAUCGUCAGCACAUAUGCUUCAGUUAUAUUUAUUAUUAUAUUUCCUCGUAAUUGUUUUUGACUAGAUAUAUAUUUAUUCACCAUACUAUAAUAACAAGAGCAGAGGAGGAAAAUGUAGCAUAGUCUUGACUCGGAUUCUGGAUGGGCCUUGAUUCCCUAGUCAACCUAUUUUCCUAGAACAAUUUGGCCUGUUUUUCUUGGAACCUUGGCUGUCUGAUGUCUCCUGUUCCCCAGACCCAUGUGUCUGAUAGCAAAAGUCAGGAGGUAGGAGUCCUGCACGUCUGGAUCUUUCACACCCUCCUAGACAAGGCUAUUGUGCUGUCAGCUUCCAUCAGCAACUGUCACACAGUGAGAUAUUAUUCAGACAAUUCCAGAACACAUAGGACAGAUAACAGGGAUAAAGCAUAAGGAAGAGGACAGUGGAAAAACCAAGAUGUCCUGAGAGACAGAAGGAGAGAGAAACAGAGUUUUAAGUUUUGGGAGGACCAAGGGUUUGAUAUUUUAGUAGAUGGAUCAAGGUCUAGACAUACCUGAAAAUGUUCAAAGUCACUUGGCCUCUUUACUUCAACACCUUGAGGUCGAAGAAUGCAUUCCAGUGCUCAUCCAGGGAGAAGACCGACAACAUCGCUCCAGUCAUAGUUAUUUUGGCUGUUUCUAUUUCAAACCCUUGUUCGAGACACACCACAGGUACAGACAAGGUCAAUGAGCAUAUAUCCUCUACUGAUAGACCUCAAGAGGAAUAUUGCCAGAAACAAAAGUCGCCUGCAGAGAUAAAGUGCCAUAGUGACACAGGAGAACACAUCUAGGUGAAAUGGUCUACCAAUGUCAUAAGUAGCACUGCCAAAACAGCUUUGCUAAUUUGUCCCAUGUGUAACCUGUGAAAUGACUUGCUCCCUCUGUUCUCUGAAUGUACUGUAAAUAGUUAUCUUUUUGGUGACAGCAAGUUUUGGUCCUAUUAAACCAGUGCUGGUAUGGCCAAGUCUAGCAUGCAGUAGCAAUACCUAAGUAAAUCCUAUUGUAGCAUACUAAUAAUGCACAUGGGAAAGUGAUAAACCUGGGCAUCAGUUUUAGAGUGUAAGCCAUGAAGCCUCAGAGCACUAGACCUGAGAAUUAUGAACCCUGGGGUCUUGGGGGUUGCCCCAGGGAAUAUUAGGCCUAUUGGUACUCUCCAGCCUGGGGCCAAAUGACUGAUGGACAGAGCUGCCAAACUCACUCCCUCUUUGCCGCUCCAAGCUUUUCCCAACCAGGCAUCUGGUCGCCACAAUGCCACAAAACAACAAGGGGCGCUAUAACUGAUGACAGCACAUGUCUAAUAUAGCCAAUUUAAUCUCCCAUGUUGCCUCUAGACUCAGAAUCUUGCUCUCUUGCUUUCCAUUCUUGUCCUUCUUCAUUCCACAAUGGAUCCAAAAGAAGACCUAGAUGGUUUUCGGAUCCAAAUGUUUUUUUGCUCAAAAACAUGGAGGUGAGACCACAAAAUGUGGCAAAAUUAGACUUUCAUGAAAACGGCACCAUUUACAAACUUAAAGGAGGCCUGAGUAUAUUGUCUGAUGGUAAGCUCUCUCGACUUUGAAUCAUAAUAAACCAUCUGUUUAUCCAGCAAACAGUUGUGAGUCCAAACGGUAGCGAGUACCUUUUGUUUGAACAGUCAAGUGAACAACAGAAGAGAUUUUACGGGCUGAUCACAUCUAAUGCAUGAGCCUUCUAAUGACUUCUAUAGAGUGUGAAAUGUUCAAGGAUAGAGUUUAAUAGAACUGCUGCUUGGGUCAAACAAGACAAUGAUGCUUCGUUCUGUCUCUGUGGCAGAUGCUUCCAGGGUGGCAUUGGGUUUCUGUGGCCAAACCCUGAAUGACAGACACAGUCAUCAGCUCUCCUGGCACAGAGAUGCCAAGUGAUGCCAAGGUGAUCCUUGGCCUGAACUGGAGUCACAUUGUAUGCUAUAAGGUCAAGAAGACUGGAGCUUUUUUUCCUCUGAGAAAAACUACAGUGUCAAAGCACUCUUAUGGAUGGUCAUGACAUGGUCUCUGGCUGAAUCAAAUGAGGCAUAAGAUCCAGGAAUAAACCUUGUAUGAAUCUUAUUUCUGACUUUAGCUUAAUGUAACAUUGGAUUGGUCAAUUAACCAUUUAAAUCUGUGGAGGUUGUGGAUGACCUAUAAUGGAAAUCAAAUAAGGCUGAGUACAUGCACAUCUGCUACACAAGAAAUACAAGGUGUAAAUAUCAGUUGUUUGCUUCCAAAUACAGCUUCGGACAAGUGUGAAGAUGUUAUCCAGUGGUUAUUUAAAACCACCCAAUAAGCUUAAUGACUGUUGUUUCCGAUUUCUUCUUCAAAUUAAAGUGUUCUACCUGUGAUGUGAAUGCCACUGGGUAGCUUUUUAUCUUUAGCAAUACAUGAUGUACUUUCUACUGUUUAUGUACUAUUUGCAAUAUUGUGUUUUUUUUUUGUACCGUAAGCAUAAUUGGAAACAGCGUCAAGCCUGCCCCAGUUGACAACCAUUUGACAAAGAUGAAGUGCUUCCGAAUUUAAACACACUUCUAAUACCUUCCUUACUAACUUAAAGGCAUAGUUCACCCAAAAGUGAAAAUUCUGUCAUUCACUCUUGUACUAUAUUUUUUCAAACCUGUAUGACUUUUUUUCUUAUGUGGACAUUAGGCAGAAUGUUAUGCUCAGUCACCAUUCCUUUUUAUUGCACCAUUAUUGCAUUCUCUUUGCACUCAUUAGUCUGGUGGAAACACAGAAAUGUACAACAAACUGCAGCAUCGGUGUUGCUGCAGUGGUGUGGGCUAUAACGGCAGUGUGAAUGUGUUUUUCUGACCCGGGUUUGAUUCCGCCAUUUGUCCCUUUUUUCCCCAUCCUGUUUCCUGUCUCCGCUCUUCAAAUAUCCUUUACUACCACUUAUAAUAACAAAUAAAAAUCAAUAUAAAGGUUGAUUUCCUCUGUCGAUUGCACACGUUUCCUUCCUCGUCUGGGCUAGAAGGGGGAUGUCUUUCUCCCGCAGCUCAUCAUCGGUAAUAUUUAGAUUGUAUUACCCAUUUUGCAAAAGUCUCGGCUAACCCGUACAAAAAUUAACCAUGGUUUUACUAUAGUAGUAUUGUAGUAACCAUAUUUUUUGGUGGAAAACACAGUUUUGAUGCAAUUAACCAUGGUGUUACUACAGUAAUAUAGUGUUAACCCUAUAACGCCGCCUGUAUCAAAUUUGAUAUGCUAUUUUCUGAAGCCUGUGCAUCAUUAACAUGAUAAAAAUUUUGCUGAAAAUCCUAUUGUCUGCAAUGUACUAGAUGUUUGCUGCUACCUAGUAGAUGUUUCCAGACAUAUUUAUAAUAUUUUUUAAUAUUUCCCAAAAUAUGUCAGUUUUUGUAUUGCAUGCACUCAUUUUUUUUUUUAUGUGAAAUCUUUGCUGAUUAAUGAUUAAAUUGUUACUGAUAUUUUAAAAUGAGUAUUUGCUGAAUAUAAGCACCUUGUGCUUGGUUAAAAUUUUGUAUAUUAUUUUAUUGAAAAAGCCAGUUGAAAUCCAUGUAUCAGGGGUAGGUUUAGGGGUAAAGGUUGGUGUAGGAUGCCCCUAUUCUGUAUGUUAGCAUUUAAAUAAUGGUGCAAAUAGUAUCUGCCACUAUUUUAAUCACAUCUUUUUUUUUUCAAUACAAUGAAAGUAAAUAAUGACUAAGACUAAACAUUCUAUCUAACAUCUCUUGUGUUUCACGGAAGAAAGAAUGUCAUCCAGGUUUGAAACAAUAUGCUGUAGUAAAGGAGUAAAUGACAAACUUUUAAUUUUUGGGUAAACUGUUCCUUAGUUUAAAAGAUGACUUGCCAUAUUUGAAUCUUGCGCUAUGUGUAUAGACCAUAUGCUUUAUUUAAUCAUUUUUAAAAGAUGUAUUAUAACCAAUGCUUGAAUGACAUCUUAGUUACCAGUACAGAGACAUGUAAUAUGUAAAUUGGAGAAUCACAUUGUUUCCAUUUGUUUGGUGGUACGUUUGAACACUCUAUUCUUAUGCACUGUUCUAAACUAUACAUUUUGUCUUGAAUUCUACUAAGGGCUUUUAAAAAAGUACAAAAUGUGCUCUUAACAGGUGUUUCCCCUUAAGUACUGGUGUAGUUCCAACAAUUUUCAAUUGAAUUUUCAAGGCAGCCUUUAACUCGGGUAGUGCAUUAUCACCUCACAUGACCACUCCACGAAAAAUAACACAAGAGACAUUUUGUCCAACACAGCAAAAAAAGCUGCUCCCUCCAUGAGUAAACAGGGACAUUUCUUGUUUGAACCCUGAAAGUAUAUGCAAAAAAACUUUUUAAGGAGAGAGAUUGUGUGAGAGCUUAUCACAGCAGUGAUAAAGACAUUUGGAAUCAGUGAUCUUGCUCUCUGAUUGAACUUACCAGCAUUAAAGGAAAUCCAAAGCCAGCUACAGAAUUGCAGGUUGAUCCUAAUUAAAAGAUACCCCCUCACAAGGUUACAUCAUUGAUUAAGAGAACGGCAGGAAGACUAAUUAGGCUCGCUUGUUAACUUAAAGAGCCAUUAUUUAUUUUUAUUUAUUUUUACACAAUGCUGGCAUUGAGAAAUAUCUCCUAUCUCCUGUUUCAUUUUCAUGUUUACUGGUUAUAUACUCCUGUCUUUUCAUACAUCAGGGUUAAACAAAUUGCAAAAAGUUAAAUAUAUAAAUAUUGUGUAAAAAUGUAUGGGCAGGGUUGGGAGGGUUACUUUUGAAAUGUAUUCCACUACAGAUUACAGAAUACAUGCUGUAAAAUGUCAUUUGUAAUGUAUUCCGUUAGAUUACUCAAGGUCAGUAACGUGUUCUAAAUACUUUGGAUUACUUCUUCAGCACUGGUAGAUUUUUUCACUUGUUUUGACUAUAAAAACUCUGCCAGUACAGUAAGACAAAAUACACAUGUUAAAAAUACAUUCUCUGAAAAACCAAAAUAUCUUAUGCAGUGUUGUUUCUAAAACAAGAUAAAUCAAACUGAUCUUGUUUUAAGGAUUUUUAGAUAUUUUUACAGGAAAACAAUACAAAAAUUAUUAUCAAGAAUACGAUUUUUGCCCUAAUAUCAAAGGUCUUACUAGAAAAAAAGAAAUUAUGAUCCAACGUGAAUUUUCUUGAUAAAAAAAUAUGAUCGUGCCUGGUAACGUGCAUGUAAAUAGACUAGAAUAGCAUUUUAGCCUAACGUAAAGCUGACAAUUUACACAAGGUUUAUUUCUAUUUCUUCUGCUCCAAACUUACUUCAAACGUACUUCUCUGUCUGCUCGUAUGAAUGUAACACAUCAUAAGAAAGUGUUUCACCGCUGUUCAAAUGCACUUUGGAUCACAUCAUUUAUAUGUAUAAAUGUUUUCCAUCUGAAAGGACUAAAUAUUAAAUGAAACAAAUGACAAUAAAAUCCAAAGUAAUCUCUUCAGUGAUCAAUAUACUUUUUUGCAAUACGUUGCAAUACAACCACAGCAAAUUAGAACAUAUUUGUUGCUUAUACAUCUAUGUAGAGCGGGAUUUUGGACCAAUUAUAUUUCACUGUGGACAGGGUUACCCAGCGCAACAGUACAGAAAAAACCAGGCAACCAACAAAAAGUGCAGUUGUUGAUUGCCAGGCACGAUGAGUGAUAAAAUCUAUUUCUUCAGUGUAAAUCUGAGCUUUUGUUUUAACUAGCCGCAACCCUGACAAACAACGAGCAUCAAAAUAUUUUGAUGAUCGCUUGGUUUCUGUUUCACGCUGGGUAGCACAACUCUCAUUGGUCCAAAAUCCCGCUCCACUCAACUGUAUAUUGAACAUCAAAUAUGUUCUGAUUGGCUGCAAUUAUAUCGCGUAGCGUCUUCGGUUUCAGUGUGUACAGAUAAAUUACUGUCUCCAGAUAUUUAACCCUGUAAAUUUAUUAUGAUGUUACUUCACUCCGUGAAGCACUGAGAACAUGGCUUUCUCUUUUAACUCUUUAUAUGUCGCCUUUCAUCUUCACACAGACUUUCAGUCUGGUUCUGGAAGUAAAUAUCUCAUUCAUUGUUUCCACAGGGGAAUUGAUUUUGACUAUAACUUAUAAACCGUUAAACACAGAACUACUGUAAUGUCCGAAGUUGUUUAUCAAUGAUAUGUGCUUCUGUUAAAGCCAUCAGUCCACGUUAUUCGAACUACAUUUAAAAAAAGAAAUUACAUUUUAAAAUCAGACCCAUAAUCCUGCUGAGAAAGAUCCACAAAUCAGAAAAUUGUGGCAAACUAAGCACAUCAAAAGAGCUCUGAAGCAACCGCCCACUUCCAUGAUGCACAGCAACUGAUGCAAUCGAGCCCGUUUCCCUGCACCCUCCAAACUAUUUAUAUCCUCAUACGACCCCUCGUACCCAUGCGUGAAUGUUGUGUUUUGGCUUUGUUAUAUACGCAACGCAUUUUUAAAAUUAAUUUAAACGGACUAAUCUCCGUUCUUAGCUGUCAGUAAAGGGUUAAACUUUCAAUGUAAGGAGUCAUGUGACAAACAAUAUCUAAGUUUUUACAUUGAAACCUGUUUGAGUCAAAAGAUUAGUCUCUAGUUUCAUCCGAUAUGCAGUUUGUUGAAUUUGAGUGAUUUAUUGCGAUACGCCAUGCUGCUAAACACAAUGUACACUAGUGUACUUUAGCGCAUUUUUUUUCCUUAGAAAUCCUCUAUUUUCUGUGCAUUAUAACACUGAUAAUCAAUGGGUUCAUCCAAAAGCUGAAAAAUGUUGCUUUCAGAGGUUUUAUAUGGAGUUUUUCUUACUGUUCUGAGACAAGUGCAGACAGACAGCACACUGGAGGUUAAAUCAUUCACUAAAUAGGGAGCAAGGGAGCAUCCUAUAGCUUUCCUAUGCAGCUAAGUGAAUUCACUCCUAAAAUCCGACCAGCAGUUCAGUUUCCAGUUGCAGAUGAUUCUUGGACCACUCAACAUGUUUGACAGACAUAGGACAAUGGUAAUCAGUACUUAGAUUCAGAAUACAUAAUGUAUAAUUUCAUUUUAACAUGGUUGGCAGUGAUUGGAUGAUGCUGGCCUUUACUUUGAAUCAGAAUGAAUUAUGCUAAUUUCUGAUGUAAUGUCAAUAACAUCUCAAAAACAGGAAUAACCAACACUCCUGGAAAUAUAAUAAUUUGAUUUUAAAAAAUCCUACUUUCUUUAGCUUGGAAUGAUUUAACAUUUCACAACUUAGUCCCACUGUUCACAUAUGUGUACAUCAACUUUUAGGAAACCUAUACUAUACUUAUAAUCAACCAGUUUUAAUCAAUGGUUUUAUAUUUUUAUAUAAAAUACAUUUGUAUAUAAUUUGAUUAUGUCAUUCGCAAUGCUUCAUGUGAUUGUAGUUCAUGCCAAUGAGAAAAACAGUAAAGUACACAAUCCUGAACCUUUGUCUUCUCCUCCAAUUUUCAAAUACCUUUUGGCUUCAAAUCAAAAUUUGCAAUGUUGUAAUUCACCUCUGAGCUGGUUGGUUUGGUUUAUCACUUACAACUCUUUUAUAAACUUUUUUUUUUUUUUUUUUAAUCCCUAUGGGAAAAAUACUUCAUGAACCAAGAUGGUUGAAAAAAUGGGCAGCCACUGUUGCUCUUCAGACCCCAACUACUGCAGCAUUGCAUUGCAGUGUAGAGAGCUUUGUUGAUAAACAAGAGUGAUCUAGUUUUUGUCGCACCACUCACUUGCGGUAUAGACAUGGCUUUACAGUUGAUCGUAGACUCUCUCGCUCUCUCUUGCUUUCCUUUUCUCUCUCUGUCACUGUCUUGUUUCUGUUUGUUCCUCCAUCUCUCUCUCUAUCCGUGGGCAUGGUGGGUGGUGCAAGUCUUAGCUGUCAGUGAUAUCCAAGUUAAUAUGGGUCUCAAUGGGCUGGAGAAAGAGAGAGAGAAAGAGAGAGAGAGAGAGAAACUGAUGAUAUAGUACAUGAUGAUGAUGAUGAAGAGCUGUGGGUGGAGGGAGGGAGAAGGAUCCUCUCCUCUCGUUUCCAUGUAUUCCAUCUCUUUUGCUUGUCUAAUGCCCCAUUUCCAUAUCUGCCAUGCUUCUUUUUUUUUUUCCUUAAAUCUGGUUACACUUUGAGCAGACACUGAAUAAUUCAGAGAAGUAAAAUUGACAGUAUGGUGAAAGAGAAAGACAGAGUGCUGCAGAGAGCUCAUGAAAGACUGUCGAGAUUUAAAAGCAGAAAAGACCUGUUCAACUCCUGCAAGUGUUUGGGAAUAACCACAAUGUACAACAUUUUUAAAAGUCAUUUGUUGAUGGUUAAAAGAGUUUUAUGUAUGGGAAGCUUAGGCUUGACUUUAAAAGGAUAGUUCCCCCAAUGAAAAUUAUGUCCUCGUUUAUGUUGCUCCAAACCCAUAUGACUUGCUUUCUUCCGUGGAACUAAAAAGGCAUCCACUUUCAUCAUUCUUUUUCCAUACAAUGAAAGUGAAUGGUGACUGAGGCAUUUUGUCUAAUAUCUUCUGUUGUGUACUGUACCACAGGGAAAUAAAAAGUCAUACAGGUUUGGAACAACACGAGGGUGAGUAAAUGAUGACAGAUUUUUUUUUAUUUUUUAUUUUUUUUGAACUAUCCUUUUAAAGACUUUAAAAUACCAGUAAGAAAAGCUACAAAUCUCAUGAUUCAAUAAAACAAUCAUUAUAAAUGUCAGGUAGAAAGAGUUCUUUAAUGUUUUUUUUUUUUUUCUGUUAGCAUGAGAGAAACCUUAUUCAAUAGAUUAUGAUUAUUAUUCUUGUGAAAUACAAUUUUUACUAUAAGCAAUGAAAUCACUGAACACAUUAUAGUGCACAUUUUGCUGUUAAUAAUAACAAGGACAGCGAUGACGAUAAAGAUGCUGAUGAUGGCAACAGUAGCCAUGCCGACACAACAGCAAUGAUAAUGCCAGUUGUAUCUACAACACUGAUCGCAAUUUAUAAGGGACAUGCAGACAUGGUCAGACUGAUUUAAAUGCUUUUUAAGCAUCUCUUUCUAACAGAAACAUUGUUAAGUGUUCUUUGUAUAAACUUGUUUAAAAAAUAAAAGGCAGAUUGAAAUACUCUUCUGGACUGAUUCUGAUUAUUAAUGUCGUGGAAUGCCAGAUGGGGAUCUGCGAUUUCUGGGAAUUUAUAUAAAGAAAAUAAAAAUAAAACAUUAUUUAACUUAUUCAUACUGCACAAUAGUGUGUUUACAAAUAGAGAACUGUAUAGACAGGUUUUGUGGUUAAGUAAGAGUGUUCUGCUAGAUGCAGAAGGUCUAAAGAAGCCAGAUUUUCGACUAUUGGUAUGAAGUCUUAUUCACAAGUUUAGUUUAAAACACAUGUAUCAAGUUACUAGAAAUGUAAUAUUUAUGUCCAUGUUGGUUUCAUACAUUUUUGAAAAACAUUUACAGCAUUUUCAAUAGAAAAUCUAUUCAAGUGGUGUAACCAUAAGUAAAAGGUAUUAAAAUACUUGAGUACAUUUAAGUGAACACAAUAUUAAUUUCAUAAAAGUUUUCAAAUAUAUUUAUCAAGGUAAUUUUGUUUUUUUUUACGAAAGUCAUGAAUAUUAAAAACUUCUCUUAGGGUAACUCCAUUUGACCUAAACAAAAUUGUAUUUUGUUUAUAAAAAUGUAAAAUGAGACCACAGUAUAUGUGAAUGGUGAGCUUUUAAAUUUGAGGGUGAAAAAUUGCAGGCAGCAGCCCAAAAAUGCUUAAGGGGC